GGCGACCACCUCAGCAGUCACCCGCGAUCCCACGCUCUGCCCCCACCUGACACACCCUCGCCCGCGCGCCUCCCGUGCCCCGAGGCCACGUGAAUUCCCCGCCCUGCCCCUACCGCCCAGCAUCCCCAGGGGGCAUGCCAGUAAUUUCCUUCCGCCACCGUGUGCCGUCCGGUCUCCGGACCCCGGUGGGCUGUAUCCUCGCCUGACCUGCCCGCCUGCGCUACGACGCUGCAGGCCGGGCUCUCGCUCGUCGCGUUUUUAUCUCCACCCACCUCUCUCUCUCCGAAACCAAAACCGACCGGCCUCGCUUUCGCCGGUUACCCGGUCAAACGCAUCAACCGCCGGCACGUCUCCGAUCGGAUCACGAUGGCUGCCCCGUGCCCCCGCCGGUCAGGCCAGGUCGCGUGGUCACGUGCGACGCGCAUGCCGUCCUCGGCCGGCGCCCCAGCCCCCUCGCCGUGUCCUUUUAUUCUCCCCCGCCUCACCGCCCGCAUCCCCAAUUCACGCCCCCACCACGACUUCCGUGCUCGCCGCCUUCUCGGACUAGGGGGGUUCGGCUCGAGAUCUGAUUUCGGGCGCCGGAGGACUACAUGGAGGUUAGGGAGAUGGCGAUGGCCGCGGCGGCUGCGGCUGCGGCGUCCGGCGGGGGAGGCGUCAAGCUGCCGCCGCCCAAUCCCAACCUGCCCUACAGGGAGGACUGCUGGAGCGACGGCGAGACGGCAGCUCUCGUCUCCGCCUGGGGCAGCCGCUACGUCGAGCUCAACCGCGGUAACCUGCGCCAGAAGCAGUGGCAGGAGGUGGCGGACGCCGUCAACUCGCGCCGGGGAGCCUCCGCGCGGCGCCGCCCGCCGCGCACCGACAUCCAGUGCAAGAACCGCGUCGAUACCCUCAAGAAGAAGUACAAGGCCGAGCUCGCCCGCAACGCGCCGUCCGCCUGGUCCUACUUCCCCGAGCUCGACCGCCUCGUCGGCCCAACCCUCAGCGCCUCCGCCUCCAAGAGACCCUUGGCGUCUCUGCCUCCUCAAUUCGCUUUGCCCAUGCAUCCACCAGCCGUGCGGAGGCCCCCGUCGCCUUCGCCGUCAUCGUCCUCCCCGCCGCAGCCGCCUAUGGCUUUGCCUCUACCCAAUUACCGCCGUGGGUCCCCGCUCCCUGCUGCUGCCCUCAUCCAGAAGGAAGCCGCGGCUGCUGCGGCUGCUGCGUCUGAUUCAGAGGACUCCGAUGAUGCGGCUGGCGGCAAUAAUCACAAAUUGCCCCGGUCGCCUUCGCGCUCGGUGUCGUCACUCUCUGCCAGUAACAAGAAGCGCUGCAGAGAUGAGGCUGGCAGCAGUGCUGACAAAGGUUUCAGAGAGUUAGCAAGGGCGAUCGAAGCUUUUGCGGAGAUGUAUGAGCGUGUGGAGAGUGCUAAGCAAAAGCAUGUGGUGGAGAUGGAGCGCCAGCGAAUUGAAUUCCUGAAGCAACUGGAGGUGAAACGCAUGGAGAAUUUCGUUGAUGCCCAUGUGAAGCUGGCUAGAGCAAAGCGCACGAAGAAGACUACAGGGGGUGCUGCCGACGGUGCUGGUGGUAUGGAGUUGGUUGCCACCGUUGCUGCGCUGCCUUUCGUCUCCACCUCCACCUUCCUCUGAUAUUGAGGAAGAGUUUAGAUCAUCAGUGUCGAUCUCAGUGUGAUGGCAUCCUGUCCAGUGAAAGGACUGCUUGGCAGUAAACACUACUGCCCUUGGUUACUCUAAAGACGGACAUGUUCUUAGGUUCAUCGCAGUUUGUAAUCCAGUACAUGAUUAAUUGAAGACUAGAAAUUCCUAGCGUAAAGCUCUGCUGAGAGCGUUUGUCCUGGCUGUUCGCCUGAUUGUUUUAUUGACUGUAGCUCAGAGUGUCUGACCUUAUCUGGAAAAAUAUGGUGACGGAAAAUGGUCUUGGAGUCAUUUGCUACUAGUCUUGUCUGGAAUCAUGCAAUUCCGAGAUCAUGUCUUUUUCUCAUCCCUCAGUUUUAUGAUUGGUUUGCGAAAUAAAACGAGUUGAUCCAUCAUCA
Messenger RNA from Zea mays, 2026 nucleotides. Its product is annotated as Trihelix transcription factor. Gene Ontology annotation, molecular function: transcription cis-regulatory region binding. The transcript is spliced from 2 exons. The coding region runs from base 591 to 1622 and encodes 343 amino acids. Lineage: Eukaryota; Viridiplantae; Streptophyta; Magnoliopsida; Poales; Poaceae. Gene Ontology annotation, cellular component: nucleus. The record is from RefSeq and is a predicted model, not a curated record.